AUGGGGAUAUCCUUUCAGACCAAAAAAGCAGCGAUUGAUGAAACUAUUGGAGGGCCCGCUAAGGGCGAAGGCGAAAACGACGAGUGUUGCAGUGCUUGCUUGAGGAUGGGUCAAGUCCCACAGGUGCAAUGUGUCAACAAAAAAGGUCAAACUAACAUAAACCCUUCAGGACGUGGAGGGGCAUUGGCUGGCAUGUGGGGCAGUGCGUCAGCUAAGGAGAAGUUGACAACAAAAAUAUUAAAGGAGACUCAAUUUUCUGUGUGGGGCAACCGAGCCUACCCUAAGAUCGGCGCCCUGUCGAACCGCGAAAGAAACGGGAUUGGAGCUAAACCGGGCUACGGGUCUCGUCUGAGGGAAGAGGCUCGGCGCUGGAAGAGAGGCGCAAGCUUCGAUUAG
Molecule: messenger RNA, 396 nt
Organism: Striga asiatica
Lineage: Eukaryota; Viridiplantae; Streptophyta; Magnoliopsida; Lamiales; Orobanchaceae
Source: the annotation of a GenBank genome assembly